Molecule: messenger RNA, 1494 nt
Organism: Candida tropicalis MYA-3404
Lineage: Eukaryota; Fungi; Ascomycota; Pichiomycetes; Serinales; Debaryomycetaceae
Product: mannosylinositol phosphorylceramide synthase regulatory subunit
Exons: 1
Coding region: 1-1494 (497 amino acids)
Biological process (GO): intracellular calcium ion homeostasis
Cellular component (GO): endoplasmic reticulum membrane
Molecular function (GO): enzyme regulator activity
Source: RefSeq, a predicted model, not a curated record
AUGGCGAUAACUAACCUACUUGAGUCACAAGAUGCUCAUUCAGAAGCAAGUAUGCAUAUGAUAUCAAAAACCAAAAUCAUAUUUAUAAUCAUAUUAUUUAUAAUUUCAUUAGCACUGUUUGUAUUUCAAACUGAAUUUACUUCACAGGCUUAUAAAUUGAAAUUUCUGGAACCUGUUGUAUUAUUAGUUGUUACUCAUGGUUCAUGGUGGUUAUUAUGGCCAUUACAAAUUAUAUUUGUAUCAUUAUGGAGGACUUUUAAUAAAAUGAAAAAUUCAAAUAAAAAAACUACUGUUAUCAGUUCUGGAUCAGGAAUACAAUAUCAACGAUUCAACUCAACGUCGGGAUUAUUAGGCAAUGAUGAUUCAGAACAACAACAACAACAACAACAACAACAACAACAACAGAUACAAGUGCCAUUAGAACAUACUGAUUAUUAUAAUUAUUUCAAGAAAUGUAUAGUUAAACAAUUUCAUAAUGUUUAUCAUACUUCUAUAUUGAUAUAUCAAUCUAAUGUUAAAGGAGAUCGAUCUACUACUCAUUUGAAUCUGAUUAUUGAUGAAAGUCCACAUAUUUCGAGUUCAAGUUCUAUUACAGAUUGUAUUAAAACAUUCAUUGCUACACCUUCUAUUAGAUAUGUAUUAAUAAAAGCAUUGAUUAUUACAUUAGUCUUAACUGUUGCUGGAUUUACAUGGUAUGGUGCCAUGUCUAUGACUUAUGCUGCUGAUGUAACUGCUAUUUAUAAUUGUUCUGCAUUUACUGCUUAUGCGUUUGCUAUUCCAUUGUUGAAUGAAAAAUUUUCAUGGUUAAAAGCUAGCUCUGUUAUUAUAGCCAUUAGUGGAGUUUUUAUUGUUGCAUAUUCUGGUGCUGAUGAUAAUAAUAACAACAAAACUGAGAAAGAAGAUAAUCCAUAUCCGUAUAGAUUUUGGGGGAAUUUGAUUAUUUUAAUUGGUGCUAUUCUUUAUGGAUAUUAUGAAGUGUUGUAUAAGAAAUAUCUUUGUAUUCCAGAACAUUUAACAAAGAUUAUAACCCCAAGACGUCAACUGACAUUUGCUAAUUUUGUUAUGGGAUUUUUUGGAUUUUUCACAUUUAGUAUACUUUUAAUUGGGAUAGUAUUAGUUGAAAUAUUUCAUAUUCAUCAUUUUAAUUUAUUUAAUUAUGGAGAGAAUACUAGAAUCAUCUGGUUAUAUAUAUCCGGAUCAAUUGUUAGUAAUUUAUUAUUCAGUGCAUCAUUUUUAUCAUUAAUGGCAUUGACAAGUCCAGUAUUGUCAUCGGUUAGUUCGUUGUUGACUAUAUUCUUGAUUGGAUUGGUUGAAUGGUGGAUAUUUGGUAAUAAAUUGGGUUUCCAACAAUUAUUAGGUGAUUUCUUGGUUAUUAUUGGAUUUGUUAUGUUGACUAUUGCAUCAUGGAAUGAAAUCAGUGAAGGGCAAGAAGAUGAUGAAGUUGAAGCUGUAAGUACCUAUUCAUUUGCAUUAAGUACAGAAGACAAUCGUUAA